AUGGACCCUAACCAUCCUUCUAACACCCCCCUUGUCCCCGGUCAUGUCACUCCUCCCAACCAACCCAUUCUCCUACGAACUGUUAGCCUGUCUCCGUUAAUUAACGGUGCCUAUUCCAUUCCCCAGUUCCAGCCCCGUCCCCAGUUCGUGCCUCAGUCCCAGCUGCAAACGCCUACUUCUCAGCCGCCGCUGCCUACAAUAAUCGACCCUCCUUACCACAGCCGCAUGGCUGUUGGUGCGGCAGAUCUCGAGGCUCCUAGAUCUGAGGUUCCUCCGACGAACAUCUCUCCGCUUUCUCUGCUGGCAAAUGCAUCUGCUUCCAGCGCUGCUUCGGCUCCUCAGCCUCAGAAGCGAGGCCGUGGACGCCCUCCAAAGGCUAGGCCCGAACCCAUCGAUGCUCAACCCAUCUCUGUGUCCUACGGACAGUCAAGCCGUGGCCAGCAACCCGAGUUGCCUGUAACCAGUCCGAGACAGUUGGUUGGGGAGCCGACAAACAGAGGACCUGGUCGUCCAAGGAGGGACGGAUCUGUUCCUAACGCUCCAACUGCGGGUGCGGUUCUAGCCCUUGAAGCUCCGAGUGUGGCUGCAAGGAUGGAACGAGGGAGGAAGCGUGGACCUGGACGUCCAUCUAAGAUCAGAAGGAACAGACCUAGAAAGAGUGCAACACCAAUGUCCAUCUGGGAAGUUACUGGGACACAGGACUCGGCCGUUGGAGAACUCAAGAGAAAGCUUGACUUAGCUUGCGAGAAAGCAAAAGCAAUCUUGGAAGUGCUGAAGGCUGGUAUUGGGAGCGACCAUGUUACAACAAUGUCGCAAGUUAGACCGGCGUUGGAAGGACUAAUACCAAUUUUGACCGUGGAGCCACAUGGCGUGGGACAAGGGCAGCCACACGCUGUGGAAGAGGUGGAUGCACGAGCCGUGGAACAGCCAGAAGCCAUGGAAGAAGUGCAGCCAGAGGAGGCAAUGGAUGAAGCCCAGAUCUGAUUUCUGAAGAAUAAUGGUCCGAGAAAGACAGCCUAGACAUAGCCUUGGUGUUUAUGGUUAGGAGUGUUCUUUUUUUUUUUUUUAAUGUUGUUGCAUCUAUCUUUAUUUAAAACUCAUUUGCAUUUUUAUUUUAAUAGUUUGGUAUAGAAGAAACAAAAGACAUUAUGUUGUUGUGUUUCCAACUAACCAAACAGUAAGAGGUUGUUGUAAUUUUAGAGGGAUAUUUCCAGUUUGGAUGUUUUCUCUUUUAUAUCAAUCUAAGAGCAUCCACACCAAU
Eruca vesicaria subsp. sativa (arugula) is the source of this 1261-nucleotide messenger RNA. The record is from the annotation of a GenBank genome assembly. NCBI's taxonomy places the organism in Eukaryota, Viridiplantae, Streptophyta, Magnoliopsida, Brassicales, Brassicaceae.